UCAUGUACUUAAUAUUAUAAUAUGCAAAAAAAUUUCCAAAGAAAUAUUAUUUGAAAAAACUUCAUUUCAAAAAUGUUUCUUUCACUAAAGAGUGUAAUUUUUGUUGUCUCUUCAUUUUUUAUUGUCAGCUAUGUUGAGGCUGACAAGACAUAUGAAUUGCAAUUACAUAAAUAUUUGGUUGCGAAUUUAAGACCCGAGAAGGGUAUACUUAAACAAGAUUUGAAAAAAGGUAUAGACAAGUAUUCAUUUAAAUAUCCAAUAAAUAGCACAAGUAAAGAUGGAAUUGACAUAGAUUUGGCAUACAAAGGUGGAUAUAAAUAUACUGGAGUCUACAUCUGUAGAAAUGAAAAAAUGGACUUUUUCAAAGAACUUGACAGACAAGUAUUUUACAAUGGAUUUACAGGUGGCAAAUGUCCUUUCAAAAAGGAUAAGGAUAUGCAAUUAAAGGACAAAUUCUCUUUCAAAAUAAAAUCUAAGCAAGAUCUUACAGGUACAAUACUAAUGAGUAUUUACGUUGAAUAUUGGGAAACAUUUGAGAGAUCAGUGCGAUAUGAUGUUAUUGGAACAGCAAAGGCAAUAUAAAAUGUUAAUUUUCCAAUAUUUUUAAACAAUUUUUCAUAACAAAGAAAUUCCAAACUAUAUUGUUUUUGUAAUUUUUUUAUCGAUAGUUUCGAUAAAUAAAUGAAUUAUAUUCAAUGCA
Messenger RNA from Leptopilina heterotoma, 700 nucleotides. RefSeq lists its product as uncharacterized. The transcript has 4 exons. The record is from RefSeq and is a predicted model, not a curated record. Bases 73 to 582 code for a protein of 169 amino acids. NCBI's taxonomy places the organism in Eukaryota, Metazoa, Arthropoda, Insecta, Hymenoptera, Figitidae.